Molecule: messenger RNA, 9421 nt
Organism: Tripterygium wilfordii
Lineage: Eukaryota; Viridiplantae; Streptophyta; Magnoliopsida; Celastrales; Celastraceae
Product: kinesin-like protein KIN-12D
Exons: 38
Coding region: 146-9220 (3024 amino acids)
Biological process (GO): microtubule-based movement
Molecular function (GO): ATP binding; microtubule motor activity; microtubule binding
Source: RefSeq, a predicted model, not a curated record
GAGAGAGAGAGAGAGAGGGAUUCUCGAAGCCAGAACUGUCGGGCAGUUUCGCUAAACCCUAAGAAGAGCCGGAGAAGCUGAAGUGAGCUAAACAAUUUCAGGGACUCGAAAUCUCGGGAUUUUGUUCAUCAAUUCGUCUAUCAGAAUGCUGAGAGAUUUCAAAUUCCUGCGUCGUAAUUCAAGCAAGAAAGAUGAAAUUGAGAAUGUGCCUGUAAACCAUGGAGAUUCUGCUGAGAUGCAUGCAUCUACGGACUCUUCUAGGGCUCCACUGAACGCCAUUCAAGAUCCGAACCCCCCAAAUCCUAGACCCGAGGAGGAAGGUGUGAGUACUCGGGGUAGAAUUGAUAGGACACCAACUAAUCCCUCCCUCCGCACCCCAGAUAAGCACAUAUUCGCAUCCUCAGCGAAGAAUCAACGGUUUGGGUGGCCACAGAAGAGUGAUUCCAGCAUGAUUGCAAAGGAAUCCAGAGAUGAUACUAUGUCAGUAAGUCGAGGUGGGUUGGUGAAUGCCACUCCGAGACCCAGUAGGACGAUUGGGAGGGCUAACUCGGGGUACUCAGAGAGUAAUUCCACGCAGAGCACACCCACAAAGAGUGUUUCAAAGCCUCCCAACUCAGGGCUCAGAGGCAAAAUUGAUGGUAAUAUGACCCGUGCUGGGAAUUUUGCAGCAUUGUAUAAGGGGAUGCCAAGUGCUGCUGGUGGUUUGGCUACCACAGUUGUUAAUACAGUUGAAGUUCCACAUUUUGAUCUCAAAGAGGAUCCUUCAUUUUGGAUGGAUCACAAUGUACAGGUUCUUAUACGUGUCCGUCCUCUCAAUAGUACGGAACGGAGUUUAUACAGUUAUAACAGGUGUCUGAAGCAAGAAAGUGCUCAAAGCAUUACUUGGAUUGGGCAACCUGAAACUCGAUUCACAUUUGACCAUGUAGCAUGUGAAACAGUGGACCAGGAAAAGCUUUUUAGGAUGGCUGGCCUACCUAUGGUGGAGAAUUGCUUGUCAGGCUAUAAUAGUUGUAUGUUUGCUUAUGGCCAGACUGGAAGUGGGAAGACAUAUACAAUGCUUGGUGAAAUUGAUGAUAUAGAGGUCAAGCCCAGUGCACAUCGUGGAAUGACACCACGGAUAUUUGAAUUCUUGUUUGCAAGGAUCCAAGCUGAAGAGGAAAGCCGAAGGGAUGAAAAACUGAAAUACAAUUGCAAGUGCUCUUUCUUGGAGAUAUACAAUGAACAGAUAACAGAUCUUCUUGACCCUUCAUCAACCAAUUUGCUUCUGCGUGAAGACAUUAAAAAGGCUGUCUAUGUGGAAAAUCUCUCUGAAUUUGAAGUAUGCACAGUCAGCGAUAUUCUAAAGCUUCUAAUUCAGGGGUCUUUAAAUAGGAAAGUUGCCGCAACAAAUAUGAAUAGAGAGAGCAGUCGUUCACACAGUGUCUUUACCUGUGUAAUUGAGUGUAGGUGGGAAAAGGAUUCCACCACCAACCUAAGGUUUGCAAGGUUAAAUCUAGUUGAUCUUGCAGGUUCAGAAAGGCAGAAAACUUCGGGUGCCGAGGGUGAGCGUCUAAAGGAAGCUGCCAGUAUUAAUAAAUCACUAUCCACACUCGGUCAUGUAAUUAUGAUUCUAGUGGAUGUGGCAAAUGGAAAACCAAAACAUGUUCCUUACAGAGAUUCAAGAUUGACCUUCCUUCUUCAGGACUCACUUGGUGGAAACUCAAAAACAAUGAUCAUUGCUAAUGUUAGCCCUUCUACCUGCUGUGCAGCUGAAACCCUGAACACCCUUAAGUUUGCUCAGCGAGCGAAACUUAUUCAAAAUAAUGCUGUUGUGAAUGAAGAUUCUACUGGCGAUAUAGUUGAGCUACAACACCAGUUACGGCUUCUAAAAGAGGAGCUUUCUCUGCUUAAACGUCAGAAUGUCUCUAGGUCCUUGUCAUUUGGUUCAACCAGUGUCAAAGAUACAGUUCAACUACAGGAUAAUGAUUUCACAGAAAUGACUGAUGAAAUGAAUCAACCAGAGGGUGAUGAUUCGAGUGGAUAUGAAUCCAGAGGCAUUGUGAGAUUGUCAACCAAGCAGUUAAAAUCAUUGGAGACAACGCUUGCUGGUGCACUGAGGAGAGAGAAGAUGGCCGAAAUUUCUACCAAGAAACUUGAAGCUGAAAUUGAGCACUUGAAUCGUUUGGUUCGCCAAAGAGAGGAAGACACCAGGGGCACUAAAAUGAUGCUAAGGUUCCGGGAAGACAAGAUUCAAAGAAUGGAGUCCCUUCUUGGUGGCUUUUUACCUCCAGACUCUUAUUUACAGGAGGAGAAUAGAGUAUUAUCUGAAGAGAAUCAUUUGCUUCAGUCUAAACUUGACAAAAAUCCUGAAGUAACUCGCUUUGCAUUGGAGAAUAUAAGGCUUUUAGAACAACUCAGAGGAUUUCAAGAAUUCUAUGAAGAGGGGGAGAGACAGAUACUUUUGGGUGAAGUUUCCAAACUGCGAGACCAGCUGUGUCAAUUUCUUGAAGGAACCACUAAGCAACAUAAUGAUCCAAGUUUGAAAAUUCAGCCCCAGGAAGCAAUGCGCAUCAUCGAAGAAAAUGAUUCUCUUCACUUAGAGUUGAAGAACACUCUCAAUGGGUUAGAGGAAUGCCGGCAUAACUUGAAUUCUUGCUUAGAGGAGAAUGAAAAACUUAGAAGAGAGAUGCAUGAUUUGUGCUUAAUCAUAACUGAUCUAAAGUCUCAGCAAGAUGAUAAAGUUGGCAACACAGAAACCAUCAAGGAUUCACUGAGAGCAGCACCAACUGAAACUCACACAACAAUGUGGAAUGAAUUGGACGGGGUGCAUGCUACUCUGACGAUGAAUAAUGCAGAAGAAAUCAUGAAUCUGCAGCUAGAACUUGAUAUACUAAAGAUUAUGCUCAAAGAAGAGAGAUCAUCUCUUUCUGACACAGAGGAGAGAGUAGUACACCUGAAUAGCAAUCUUCACCUGGCGGAAGUAAAUCUUUCAUUGGUGAGAAAGCAAUAUGAAGAUGCAUCAAAUGAAUUGAAAGAGGCAAAGUCUAUUUUAGAAGCUCUCGAGUCCCAGCAGAUUUUGUCAAUCAAUGAAUUGGAGGACCUGAGAAGAAGUGACAGUCAUCAUGUGAAGCUUUUAAGAGAACAGGGGCUUGAAAUUAUUGCAUUGAAGAAACAACUUAAUAGAAGAGAGCUGAGAGAUCACCCAACUAAUUGCUCGGAAAGUGAGAACUCCAUUGUACAGGUGAAAUUGGAGAAGAUGCAGAAUUCUCUUGAGAAGGCCAAAAGACUGAAUAUGUGGUAUCAAAGUGAUCGUGCAUUUCAGACAUCUAACGAAGAGGAAAUGGAAGAAAUUCGUCAGCAGGUGGAAGCUGAAACUGCUGAGGUGAUUGUUUGCAUGGAGGCAGAACUUUCCACUCUUCAGCAGCAGCUUCAAGUUUGCCAUUUGCAGGAGACAGAGAUGAAAAAUAAUGUUAAGUGUUUGGAGAAUGAAUUAAAGGAGUUGCAGAUAAAACUAUGCCUCAUGACGGAAGAAAACAAGUGUUUACAUGGAGAGUGUGAGGAAAAAGAUGGAGAACUAAGAACAAUGGUUGAACAAUGGGAGUUAUUGGCUUGUGAAAUUGAAGAACAUCUUGCUGAUGGACAUGACUCCCUCAUUAAUGCAUCUGAUCAACUUGAACUUAUUUCCAGUACUUUUCCACAGAAAAGGGUUUUGAUCUCGGGAAAAGUUGCCAAGUUGGCUAGAAUUAUUGCUGAGAAGGACUUGUUGAUUGAAGAACUUGGCAGAUGUCUAGAUGAUGCAAACAAUAAAAGAAGUGAGGUGGAGCACAUGCUAAAGUCCUUGAAGGGGGCAGUGAUGGUUAUUAAUGAAUCCCACCAGCAGGAGUGCAAUGAAAAAGAGAAAGAGAUUCUCAUGUUGUCAUCUGAAUUAAGAGCAAAAAUGUCUGUCAUUCAAAAGUUGGAGAACAAAACAAAAAUGGCAGAACAUCAUGCUAAUGAAGCAUCUGUUUGUGCAACAGUUGCAUUUGUAAUUGUGAAUAGAUUGUCAGAAAUUAAGUUAAAUAAUCUCAUUGCCUUAAAGCAUCAUGAAAUUCAACUUACUGAAUUAGAAGAGGUGAACUUGAGGAAGGAUACACUUCUCAGCAACCAAGCUGCAAUGAUUGAAAAAGCCGACCAAGAAAUCCAAUCUUUGAGAAGGGAUGUAACAGAGUUUGGGAAAACCUGUGCUGAACUUCAGCACAAGCUUUAUCAGGAAGAAAAACGUGCUUGCACCAUGGAGCAUGAGCUCAAAGAUAUCGAAGAAAAUGAAAUUACGAGAACAAGAGAGAAACUUUCAGAGCUAAAAAGUGGUGUAUGCGCACUCAGUUCAUGCAUGAAAAUGCAUGAUAGAAGUCCUGAUAGUAAUAAUACACAAGAAGCUUAUGGAUCUGUUGAUGGCAGUGGUGAGAAACGGACAAAUGCUGACACAAAUCCACAAGCUUUAGACUUGCAUUUACUAGAAGAUGUGAAAAAUGAUGUGUCCGAAUCUUCUUUUAAAUUUGGAGAAAGUACAGAUGACAAGGAAGACCUGAAGUCCAGGAGCUGCAAAGAUACAUUUUGCAGAGAUAUUACCGUCAUUCUUUUGAGAAAGGAAAUAGAAUCUGCCCUUAGAAGCUUACACAAAGUUGAAGCUGAGAUGGCCAAACUAAAGGAUGAAGAAGAGAUUUCUAUGUCUAACAAGCAGCGGAGUCAGGAAAGCAUUAAUUUUCUCACAAUUCAGAUACUUGCCUUGCAAGAAGCUAUUGAUGACUUUGGAAAGAAAUUUGAUUUGAAGAUUGAAGCUGUCAAUAAUAAGCUACAAGCAUUUGACCAAAUUGUGCAAGAAGCUGGAAGUCUUUGGUAUCAGACAAAAGAGUGUCUUGUGUCCGAAGUUGGAGAAGCCAAGAUAAUUGCUGCCCAAAAAGCAGCAGAGGCUUCUUGUAUUUUUGCUAAGUUUGAAGAGGCCCAAGAUACCAUGGAAGAAGCAGACAUUAUGAUCAAUGGAUUGUUGAUAGCUAAUGAAACAAUGAAGCUUGAUAUAGAGAGGUUGAAGAAAGAUGAAGUCGUAUUAACCGACGAGAGGGAUACAUUUAUUGAUCAGGUUCACAGCUUGCAAUCCCUGAGUGAUCUAAAGGAUCAACAACUUGAAGACCUUGAAAAACAGUUGUGCUCGAAUGUGUUGGAAACAAGGGAUAUUCUUGCAGAUCUCGAAGGCACUUUUGAACUGCUACAAACAAGUUUCAACGAAAACUUUGCGUUCCUGUCGUUGAAUUUUUUUUCCAUGAAGCCUCUGGCUUUAGACUCUAUGAAGUUGGUACGGUCUUGGCUCGAGGAUGUCUGGUCUGAGAUAGUUGUGAAGGAUUGUGCUGUAUCUGUGCUACAUCUGUGUCAUAUGGGAAUUUUGUUGGAAACAGUAACUGGGCUAAAUACAGAAAAUGGCUUGCUACAACAUGGAUUGUGCGAAUCAAACUCGGUUAUGGCUGAUCUAAGAAUACGCAAUUCUAGGUCAAGUAGAGAGCUUGAAAUGUGCAGAACUCUUAAGGGGAAACUACUGGCUGACAUCAAGAACAGUUUCGAACGAAUUUCAAUGAAAGAAGAAGAAACAGAGGAGUUUACAGCUAAAUUAAUGACUUUUGGGAAAAAGAUCUUGGACCUACAACUUCAAGAGGAAUUGAUGUUAGAAAGGUCAAGCUAUGUGGGAUCUCAGCUUGCUAUUCUGAUGAAGGAGCUGGAUUUGAAUAAUGCAAAUUUUGCAGCAUCUUUUUCGGAUCAAGAGCGGCUGCUGCAAGAAAAAGAGGAGGCUCUAAAAUCUCAGGCUGAGUUGUUCAUUAUUGAACUGUGGUCUAAAGACUUGGAGUCACUUAUCUUGGCAUCAGAGCUAGAAGAGAUUUAUUGUCAAAAAGACCAUGCAGAGAGAGAGUCUUCCCUAUUUGGUGCUGCACUUGAAAAUUUAAAGCUACAAAUGAUUCUAUCCAAGUUGGAUGCAGAGUUAGGAGAACACACCAUCGUAGCCAAGGAAGAGGAGCUAUCACUUCUGCUGAAAGAAAUUGAGGAAGUGGAAAGAGUGAGGUGGGACCUAUCGUCAAGGUUGAGCCUAAGUGAUUCAAAAAUCAGAGAUAUGGAUGAAGCAAAUAAGGCUCUUGGAAAUGAGAUUAAACUGCUAAAAGAUGCUGCUUGUGCCAAUGAUAUGUUGAGAAGUCAGAUUAAUGAAGUUACAGAAUCUAGGUUGAGACUGUUGAACCAAAAUCAAGAACUUGAAGUCCAAUGCCAGAAAUUACAAGAGGAUUUGAAGAUGAAUGAGGUUGCUUUAGAAAGUUAUCUGAGUCAGAACUCUGACCUUGAUCAUCAGAACAAAAGGUUUCAGAAAGACAUUUGUGCACUGGAGAUAUCAUCAAGCGAACUUUGCAAUGAGUUAGACAAGAAAAAAGCAGAGCUAAGCGAAAUGAUCCUUUUUGAGGAGGAAAACAGUUCACUUAAACUUGAACUAGAGAGGUUGAAGAGAGAAAACAGCCUGAUUCUCCAAGAAUUGGAGGAGAAAAAAUCAGAAGUUGAGUCAUCUCUAUGCAGUGUAGACACCUCUGAUACAGAAAAUAGGAGAUUGAAAGAUGAAAUUUGUUCUUUGGAGACUCUUAAUUCCAGUUUGCAAAGUGAUGUGGAGAUGAAGGCCGCGAAACUAAGGGAUCUACAGCAUUCUCAGUCUGUAAUCGUGGAGGAUUUAUGCUCAAAAACCUUGGAUUUGCAAACUAGUACUGAGAAAACAAAUGAGUUGAAGGGAGAGAACAAUCUAUUGAGAAAUGAACUCAGGUCUCAUAGGAAAUAUUGGAAAGACUCUCUCACUAUUUCAAGCUUAAGCAUAGUUAAGUGCAUAGAUUCAGAAGAAACUGUACAUAAUAAGGCUAGGAGGUUAUUUGAUGAUCUGAGUAGAGAAAAUUCUACAGUUUUUAAUAAAAUGUUUCAUGAAAUGUUUGAAACAAUUGACAAGGCAGCCAUGGCCAUUGCAGAGUUGGAGUCCCUGGAGGUUAAUGCUAAAGAGCUGGUGUCUGAGAACAUGAUGCUGCAGGCUGAGUUGGUAAGGAAAGAAGAUGUCCUGAAAGGGUUGUUAUUCGAUCUGAGCCUAUUGCAGGAAACUGCAUCUAGUACCAAAGAUCAAAAAGAUGAAAUGGAGGAAAUGGAGGCUUCCUUGGAGGCUUUAGAAGAUGAGCUUGCAUUGAAAUCAGGUGAGCUUGAUGAGGCUGUUGCCCAUAGACAAGCCCUUGAAGUUCAGUUGCAAGAGAAGAUUGAAAUGAUAUCUGAUCUUAAACUGGAUCUCGAGAAGGAAAAGAAGUCUCUAGAAUUGCUUUCCUUUGAAAAUAUGGAUCUCAGAGCUCAUGUUAAAGAAAACAUUGCAGACAAAUGUUCUAUUGAAGAUGAAUUAAUCCAAAGAAAAAAAAUGACUGAGAGCUUGGAGAUGGAACUCUCAGAAAUGAGUAAUGCUCUUGGCCAAAUGAAUGACAUGAUUGAGUCCUUGAUGGUAAAUUUGAAUGAUAUUACUAGUGAGAGAGAUCAGAUAAGCAUGGAUGUUCUCAGUUUAAAGGAAAACCUGGAGAAGGCCCAAGCUCAGGCUGAUGCAAAUGAAGCUAUUGCAGUGGAAGCUCAACAGAUAGCUGAAUCAAGAAAAAUCCAUGUGGAAGAUAAGGAAGUAGAGGUGAAGCUAUUGGAAAAGUCUGUUGAAGAGCUAGAGCGUACAAUAAAUGUACUAGAGAACAAGGUUGAGAUUGUUAAACAAGAAGCUGAACGGCAACGAUUGCAAAGAGAAGAACUAGAAUCAGAGCUUCAUGCUGUAAAUCAUCAGAUGCAGAAUGUUAGGAAUGCGGAUGGUGAUAUAAGAAGGCAUUUGGAUGAGAAGGAAAAGGACCUUCAACAAGCAAUAUUACAUAUACAUAGUCUUGAAAAGGAUAUAGUGUACAAGGAUGCAGAGAUAUCCCAAUUUAAAGCUCAUGUCUCUGAGCUAAAUUUGCAUGCUGAAGCCCAAGCCACUGAGUUCAAGCAGAAGUUUAAAGCAUUGGAAUCAAUGGCUGAUCAAGUUAGACCUGAAGGUCAUUUCAGCCAUGUUGCAAAUUCUUCAGCAAACAAGUUGGAGAAAAAUGCAGCAAAGUCUAGGGGUUCUGGUUCCCCUUUCAAAUGUAUUGGAUUGGGGUUGGGACAACAAAUAAAGUCUGAGAGAGAUGAGGAACUUACUGUGGCAAGUCAGCGUAUUGAAGAGCUAGAAUCCUUAGCAGUUAGUCGACAAAAGGAGGUGUUUGCCUUGAAUGCCAGAUUAGCUGCUGCGGAAAGCAUGACACAUGAUGUCAUCCGUGAUUUACUAGGAGUAAAACUGGAUAUGAAUAAUUGUGUGUCGUUAUGGGAUAAUCAGCAAGUACAGAAGAUUGCUGAGAAGGCUCAACUUGAUAAUUCAGAUUUUCAAGUAAAGGACCAGGAGGUUGUCAAACUUAAGCAGCAGCUCAAUGAAUUUAUUAAGGAGAGGCAAGGAUGGCUAGAGGAAAUCGAUCGAAAACAGGCUGAAAUGGUAGCUGCACAAGUAGCAUUGGAAAAGCUUUGUCAGCGAGAUCAAUUACUUAAAACUGAAAACGAAAUGCUUAAGAUAGAGAACACAAAUCAUAAAAAGAAGCUGAUGGAACUCGAAGGAGAAAUAAAUAAGCUCUCUGGCCAACAAAAUCUCCAGCAGCGCAUCCAUCAUCAUGCCAAAAUCAGGGAAGAAAACAAUAUGCUGAAAAUUCAGAACGAAGAUCUAAGUGGGAGGCUGCGACGAACAGAAGUUGUUCUUUCACGUGUGAAGGAAGAGCUUGCUCAUUAUCGUGCUUCUAUAGGAAAAGGUCCACAUAUAAAUUUUGAUGAAGAACGACGGUUGAACAACAAACUGAAGGAAAUUGAGGAGGACAGAUUGCAAUUAGCUCAGAAGUUGUUGAACUUGUGCACCAAUGUUUUGAAGGCCGCGGGAAUUACAAAACCUUUAGCUGAUGUUAGUCCUAAUGAUGCUGAAGAGGCGCUCAAGCAACUGACUAAUAAACUUACUUCUCUGGAAAAAGAACUACAAAACUUCAAAUUCAAGAAUAGAAUUGCCGGUGAAAGAAAUAAAUUGUCCGAGCUUCUGCCUCAGUCUCCACCAUUGAGCUUAAGGAUAGGUGAGAACUGUCAAUCUCCGAGAAGGGUUUCGCAGACUCAAUUUCUAUCUUCUUUAGAUAGAUAAACAUCUGAAUUAAACAGCAAGGCAUGGUAUCUAUUUGCUACCAGUUGUGUUUACUACAAGUUGCUUGCUGUACUGUAUUGAUCAUUUUUAUAUGAUCUCAUUUUCUGGCGGGUUAAGCUGUACAGUAAUUAUUCUUCAAUUGUAUUGUAUUCUUGUGAAUAUAUUCAAUGAAAAUCAAUAUUUAUAAAUUUUUUGGCUGUC